This is a messenger RNA of Funneliformis geosporum, 792 nucleotides long. NCBI's taxonomy places the organism in Eukaryota, Fungi, Glomeromycota, Glomeromycetes, Glomerales, Glomeraceae. The record is from the annotation of a GenBank genome assembly.
AUGGUAGAGUAUUAUAAUGAUAAUGCAUGGAAAGCUAUUAAUGAAGUUCUACAAGGUCUACAAGUAAUAUGGCUUAUUGGACUUGGACUUGGAGAAGGUGAAACAUUGGAAGAAAUCCAAUCAAUAUUUCAAUUUGUUCUAGAAGAUGGUUGUACAUUUAGGACAUGGAUGAAGUAUACAGAUAUUAUAAAAGCAUGUAAGGAAUUAUUUGAGGAUAUGAUAGACUGGCAAUUUCAGGAAGGAAUAAUUAAUGAGAAAAGAAAGCAGAAAUCCUUAGAAUCGCUUAAAAUAGUUGAGUUAGCAGAACAGGUAUUUGGUGCUAAUCAUGUCAGAGGCAAACUUGCCAACGAGAUCAAUGAUUGGCAUCCUACUCCAGCUAGUAUACAUGAAAAAAUAAAGCAAUCUUAUAUCGAACAUAGGAAUGUUAUCUGGCAAGUAUGCGUGGUCAAGGAGAGUGUUCACCAUAGUUUAAGCGGAUUUGCACAGUGGAGAAGAAUGUGGGAAGACAAAAGGAUGAACACCUAUUGUACUUCUACGAUAUCUUCUCGAAGUAGGUAUCCUAGAAAGUAUAACUAUAGGAGAAGCUAUUAUUUCUCUUACCAAGUAAACGAAGACGAAGGUGAACUUGAUUUCUUGAUUCAGGAUUGCAUUAAAGAGGGAACAUAUGCAGGUAGUGAUAAAUAUCCGCUUAGACAUAUACUCACAUAUUAUAAAGAUCACCAGCCCCAAUAUACACAUUUACAGGCUUCAAUGCUAGCAUAUGCCUAUAUAAAUCUGCUUAAAAUGCUCUGA